AUGUUACGACAAGAUAAUAAGAAUUCAGAAAUGUCCAAAGUAACAACAACUGAUAAAGAUUGCCCAGAGACUGAUAUCAAGAAAGAUGAAGAGUUGAUUUUGAAGGAGAUGGAGGAAGCACAGGACACCCUAAAGCAAUUGCAGGAUAUUUUACAAAAAUUGUAUUACACAGAAGAUGAUUCUAACAACAACUAUCCUGUAUCAGAAGAGACUGCUGAAGACAGUGUAAGCUCAGAAGAAUGGCUGACAAAGUUUGGCUUGAAGCCACAUAAGCUCCUCUUUCAUGAUGCCCUAGCAGAUUGUGCCUUUCGCCAUAGUGAUGGUGUUGUGGAUAUUAAGACCAAACCAGAGGAUGAGUCAGUGCAAACA
Staurois parvus is the source of this 369-nucleotide messenger RNA. NCBI's taxonomy places the organism in Eukaryota, Metazoa, Chordata, Amphibia, Anura, Ranidae. The record is from the annotation of a GenBank genome assembly.